GCAAGAACGGGUUGUUAUAUAGAGCGAAGGCAUCUGACCGCCUUUAUUCUCCAAACUUCUCUUUCUGGAAGAGUACGAAACAGAAAACGCUGCCAAUAUGAGACUGUACCUCGCUGUUGCUGCGCUGAUGCUCGUGCUUCUUGCGCACGCAGAGGCACAAGAGGAGCCCACAAUAGAGCAGCACUUUGCCACCUUCCAGACGAAAGUCAUGGAGCUGGGAAAGGAUCUGUCCGAGAAGGCCACAGCUGCCUUCAAGAAGCUGGAGGAGAGCGAGUUUGCCACUAAGACCAAGAGUUGGCUCGAUGAGCAGGUGACUAAGUUAAAGGACGCCUUCAGCAAGUAAACCCACCACAACCCAAGACGGGAUGAUCUGCUCACUUUUUGAACUAGUUCAAUGAGCAGAUGAGUAAGUUAAAGGAUGCCUUCAGAACAUAAACCCACCCACCAUAACCCAAGACCCCUGCAGUCCCAGACGAUGUGAUAUUGCUACGCUUCACUGUGCUUAACAGAGCCAGCCGUUACAGCCGUCACACUCUGGGAUGAUCUGCUCACUUUUUGUAUGAUCUGUGCAAUAUCUUGUCAUUUUCCAUCAUCAUCAAGUGAUAUCAAUGCUGUCAAAUUCAAGAAAUGUGCCAAUAAAUACUGAAAAUAAUAAGAAAGAA
Pygocentrus nattereri (red-bellied piranha) is the source of this 662-nucleotide messenger RNA. RefSeq names its product apolipoprotein C-I (gene apoc1). The record is from RefSeq and is a predicted model, not a curated record. Gene Ontology annotation, biological process: very-low-density lipoprotein particle clearance; negative regulation of lipid catabolic process; negative regulation of lipoprotein lipase activity. The transcript is spliced from 5 exons. Gene Ontology annotation, cellular component: very-low-density lipoprotein particle; extracellular region; high-density lipoprotein particle. NCBI's taxonomy places the organism in Eukaryota, Metazoa, Chordata, Actinopteri, Characiformes, Serrasalmidae. Gene Ontology annotation, molecular function: phospholipase inhibitor activity; fatty acid binding. The coding region runs from base 98 to 343 and encodes 81 amino acids.